Messenger RNA from Acaulospora morrowiae, 157 nucleotides. The record is from the annotation of a GenBank genome assembly. Lineage: Eukaryota; Fungi; Glomeromycota; Glomeromycetes; Diversisporales; Acaulosporaceae.
AUGCCACGAUUCUUUUCCAAGCCUGUAGUUCGAGCCAUUAUUGGAACCGCCUCUUGGAUUCCCGUGAUAGUCUUUUGUCUGGACCAUGGGUACACCUUAGGUUCUAUAAGUGGUCGUUCAAUGCAGCCGACUUUUAACCCCGAUUCAAACAAACUUA